UAUUUUUUAUCAAAGCUAUAUAAUUUUCCAAUAAUCGCUAUUGCCACAUCAGUUCACUUUCAGUUUCCUUUGAGUAAAGUCUGAAGGUUUAUCAGUCAUGAAAUUGACAAUUUUAUUUUGUGUAAUUCUGCCUUUGGUAGUUUUGGCGCAGGAUAUGCCCAAACGUCCACCACCUCCACCGAUUGAAGUAGAUGAGGAUACGAGGAUCAUACCUAAAUCUGUUUUUACAGUCGUUGCUCCAUAUGACAUCCGUCAAGGAAAAUCUUACAACAUCUAUGUCCGGGGAUUUAAUAUUAAAAAUUCAGUUCGUCUGACCAUAAGAAUCAAUGGAACCAGUGAUUCAGGGGAUGUCUUGAGCAUUAAAAAAACUGCCACAAUAACAAGGUCUUCUUCCAGAACAUCUGUUUCUAUUGAUACAUCAUCAAUCACCAGAGGCAACUAUGCACUUUAUGUUGAGACUGAAAACUUUGCAGAAAAGAGAAGCUUGACUUACAUAACCAAACAGUAUUCAUUCCUUCUUCAACUAAGCAAAGCUAUUUUCUUACCUGGUGAUCUUCUUCAAUUCAGAGUCUAUGCUGUUGAUUCUGAAACAAAAGCUGUAACUCCAAAAUGCUCGAAUAUUGUUUCAAUCACUGAUGGAAAUGGCAAUGAGAUCACAUCUUUCAAAAAUGUUUCAUUUAAUCGAGGCAAAUAUGAAAAUAGUUUACAAUUGUCUAGCAAAGCUGGAUUGGGAGUCUGGAAUGUCCAAUUCCAAUGUGAUGAACAGAUAAUAUCCAAAGAAUUUGAAGUUGCUGAAUAUACACUUCCAUUGAUCCAAGGCUCUAUAUCUGUGCCAUCAGAUACUCCCUUUAAAUUUGGUAAAGUUCCAAUUACAGUUGAAGUCUCAUACACAUUCGGUGGUGAUGCUUCAGGAAAUGCAACUGUAACUAUCCAAAGAUAUGGAACAAAUAUGUUAAAGCGAACUGUUGUUAUAACAUCUGGAUCUGCAACAUUCGACGUUGACAUUGUAAAAGAUUUACAAGUUCAAGCUGGCGGUUAUGGUUAUUUCCAGGCAAAUUUAGUGUUUGAAGAUCCAUUGACUGGAAAUAAAAUUACAGAUCAGAAAAGUUUUGCUAUCACACCUUACACAUACAACAUCUAUCCACAAGGUGAUCAAAGUAUUAAGCCAGGAACUCCAUUUAAAUUUACAAUUGCUUUGAAGAAAUACGACGGCAGUCCAGCACCAGCAGGAACUAAAGUUAAAGUCACAGGGCAAAGUCCAACUACAAUUCCAUCCCAAACAUUGAUAAUUGGUGCUGACGGAACUGCUUCAUCAUCUGUCAUGGUACCAACUGGUACUGAAUAUUUGUCAUUAAAACUUACAGCUGCUGAUGCAUAUGAUAAUUAUGUUGGAGCUGGAAUUAUUCGAUAUAGUAGUGGAUCUUAUUUACAAAUUGAUGUUUUGACUGAAACACCAAAACUAGGACAACGUGUCUACUUCAAAAUCAGAUCAGGAGAAACAAUUGACUUUGUUAUGGUUCAUAUUGUUGCAAAGGGAGUUUUGCUUGAAAGUACUAAAGUUUAUUUCGACGACGACAGUAAUGAAGAUGAUGAUCUAAAUACUGUUGUAUAUAGUUUCAAGCCAUCAUUCAAAUAUGCUCCAGCAACUCAAAUAAUUGCUUACUACAUUAAAGAAAAUGGAGAUUUUGUAACAACACAAGCCUACAUUCAAUUGGAUAAGGAACUUCCCAACUAUCUCAAAAUUUCACCAGCAACUCGAGAAGUAAAGCCAGCAGCUAAGAUAAACUUGAAAAUUGAAAGUUACAUUGGAUCAAGAGUUUCAUUAGUCGCAAUGGAUCAAAGAUUACUUGCAUUGAAAGGUGGCAGCAACAUCACGAAACAAAAUAUCUUCGAUGACUUACAACAAUACAAUUGGAACAACGUGCAAUAUGAUUGGGGCAACAUUGCUGAUUAUGAAUUUACAUUUGGAGGUACAGGACUGUUUGUUUUCACAAAUAUCCCUAGACCAACAAGAAGAUAUUGGCCAAGACCAGAUAGACCAGAUAGAGAAGAAAUGGAAAGACCAGCUGAUAAAGGUGCUGCUAAAAAAGUAGGUGGUGAUGUCAAAGUUCGUAAAGAUUUUAGAGAAGUUUUCUUAUGGCGUGAAGUUCCUAUUUAUGAUUCUGCUGACGAUGACGAUGACGAAUGGAAAGGAUUAGAAAGAAUUUCUGAAACAGUUCCAGAAUCUAUCACAACUUACUUGAUCUAUGGUGUCUCAAUGAGCAAAUAUGAUGGAAUUGGAUUGUCUGACAAUGUUCCAUCAGUGACAAUCUUUUUGCCAUUCUUCCUUUCCGUUGAACUUCCAUACUCUGUAAAGCGUAAUGAAGUUCUUCUACAAGACAUCCUUGUUUUUAAUUACUUGAAGAAAUCUCAAACUGUCGAAGUUAAGGUUACAAAAGAUGCUAAAUUUACUGCUGUUGAUCUUACUAAAUAUGGAUGGAAAGAUACCACUGGAUUCUACACACAAAGCGUAACAACUGUAGUUGGUCAGAACAUCAAACUUCAAUUUGCAUUAAAACCAAAAACUCUUGGAUUUAUUUCCUUCGAAGUAACUGCUAAAGGAUCACUAGCUGGUGAUGGAAUCAAGAAACAAUUGAGAGUCAUACCUGAAGGAAUUCCACGUUCAAUCACUUCAUCCGUUUUCUUAGCACUUGAUUCAAAAACUCCAACAAUUCAAUCCCAAUUAAAGUGUAAUCUUCCUGAUUCAGCAUAUCAAGAUACAACUGAGAUAUCAGCUACUGUUGCUGGUGAUAUUUUUGGAAAGGCUUUGAGUAAUCUUGAUAAGUUGAUUAGCAUGCCAGGUGGAUGUGGUGAACAAACAAUGCUUAGCCUUGCCCCUGAUAUAGCUAUCUAUGACUAUUUAUCAGCAUCAGGCAAACUUACACCUACACUACAAGGAACUCUCCAAAGCUACAUUCUUGCUGGAUAUCAAAAUGAAUUGAGAUAUCAAAGAUUUGAUGGAAGUUUCUCAGCUUUUGGUGAAAGUGAUCCAUCUGGUUCCACAUGGUUGACUGCUUAUGUCAUUGAGUACUUCUAUUUUGCUAAAACUAUUGUCACUAUUGAUUCCAACGUCAUUGCAAAUGGUGCUGAUUUUGUCCAGCAACAACAAAAUGCUGAUGGAUCAUUCAGAGAGCCUGGUAGAGUUAUUCAUGUUGAUAUGCAAGGAGGAAGUGGAGCUGGAAUUGGUUUGACAGCUUACUGUGCUAUCAUGUUCACAAUCAUCUUACCAGGAUACCCUGAAUAUACAGCAACAAGAGAUAGUGCUGUGCAAUAUUUGGAAAACAAUUUCAAUUCAAGCAGCACUACCUAUGAGUUGGGUGUAAUUGCAUAUGCCUUAGAACUAGUUGGAAGUAGUCAAGCAGAUGCAGCAUAUGAUUUGUUCUACAAUAGAAGUACAGAAACAAGUCUAAUGUUAUUCUGGGCUGCACCAGCACCAAUAUCUCCUGAUUUCUGGUACUACAAUCAAGCAAGAUCUCUUGAUAUUGAAAUUACAUCGUAUGGACUUUUAACUGUUAUCAAACGUGGCGGAGGAUUACCUUCAAUUCUCAAGAUUGUCAAAUAUCUUGUCAGCAAGUCCAAUAGUCUUGGUGGUUAUACUUCAUCACAAGAUACAGUUAUGGCAUUUUAUGCAUUGAGUCAAUUCGCAAGAACUUUUGCUUUGAAUACAAAUGUGGCACUUAUAUUGGCUCCAAAUGUUGGAAGUUCAGUUUCAGCCACAGUUGAUUCUACAAAUGCUUUUACCUUACAAUCAUUUGAAUUGAAUCCAGGUGCAAGAAGUAUGAACAUAACAGCAACAACAUCUGACUCAGGACUUGCCAUUGUCAGUCUUAUCUGCAAUUUCUAUGAAGAUCCAACAAAAGUUGUUCCAGUCUUUAAUGUCAAUUACAACUUUGGAUUUGCAUGCAGUUACAGAAUCUCUUUUGAAGUCUGUACAAGUUAUAUUCCAACAGGAAAUUCCAAUAUGGCUAUUAUGAUAGUCAAUAUGCCAUCUGGUUUUGUCUACAAUGAAUGGCAAUCACAAUCAAAUCCUGACAUCAGCCAAACUGAAGUUACAAAUCAAGGAUCGAAAGUUACAUUCUACUUCAACACGAUUUCCAAUGUAAACAGCUGUGUCUCUGUCAAUGCAUAUAGAUCUAAAUUUGUUGCUGAAUUGAAGCCUGCAACUAUUGAGGUUUAUGAUUAUUAUGAUACUUCAAAACAAGGAAUGACAUCCUAUCAAGUUCCAGAUUUGAGUGGACCAUGUUACUACUAUCGUUAAGUCAUGGACAUCAUCAUAAAUCAAUUUUGAAUUUGAUUUUAAAAAUCUUUAAAAAUUAUAAUUUUUUUCUUUGCAUUUUCUAAAAUUGGAUGCAUUAUUUUGAAAUAAAACAAUAAAUUUCUCAA
This is a messenger RNA of Chironomus riparius, 4422 nucleotides long. NCBI's taxonomy places the organism in Eukaryota, Metazoa, Arthropoda, Insecta, Diptera, Chironomidae. The record is from the annotation of a GenBank genome assembly.